Messenger RNA from Carassius carassius (crucian carp), 1021 nucleotides. RefSeq names its product interferon-induced protein 44-like. The record is from RefSeq and is a predicted model, not a curated record. Bases 247 to 849 code for a protein of 200 amino acids. The transcript has 6 exons. NCBI's taxonomy places the organism in Eukaryota, Metazoa, Chordata, Actinopteri, Cypriniformes, Cyprinidae.
UUUGGUAAACCAUGGAGGGAAACACCCUGGGAAAACAGAGAACGUUUGGAGAAGAACCUCAGGGAGCUUACGCUGAGCGAUUCAAAGGUUAAGUACGUCAGGAUCUUGCUAGCUGGACAAGUGGGAGCAGGAAAGUCCAGCUUCAUCAACUCAGUCCAUAGUGUUUUUCAAGGACAAAUCACAACAGUAGCCCUUGCUGAUUCUGUGUCUGGUAGAAGUUUUACAAAAACAUACAGAACAUAUUACAUGGGAAAUGGACAAUCACUUCUGCCUUUUGUCUUCAGUGACAUCAUGGGCUUAGAAUCUGAAGAUUCACAGGGUGCCGAUCCAGAAGACAUUGUCAAAGCCCUUGAGGGUCUCCUUAAGGAAGGAUACGAUUUUAAUCCAACUGAUUCUGCUAAAAAGAAGGGCUACAGAAGUAAAGCAAGCAAGUCUGAGGAUCUGACACACUGCCUGGUCUACGUCAUCGCAGCUGACAAGGUAUCAAUGAUGAAUGAAGAAGUCUUCAAAAAGAUGAAAUAUAUUAGACAGAAGGCCAGCGAACUGGAAAUCCCUCAGGCAGUCAUCAUGACGAGGGUGGAUGAAGCAUGCCCACUAGUCCGAGACAAUCUGAGAAAAAUCUACACUAGCAAGAAGAUAAAACUAAAGAUGCAGGAGUGCUGUAAUUCAGUCGGUGUCCCUGUGAGCCACAUCUUCCCUGUGAAGAACUACCAUGAGGAGAUCGAUACUCAAAAUGACAUGGAUGUGCUGAUCCUGAGGGCUCUCACACAGAUUGUGCACAUAGCAGACGAUCUACUGAAGAAAAGAAAAAGUGAAUCAAAAAAAGGAUGUUUCCUAUUUGGCUGUUAAGACUUGAUUUAUGGUGCACCGGGAACUGGGACGUACUCCAAUGGUUGAGCUUACAGAGAGGGAGAUGUAUGUAGUUAUGAAUUCUUUCUUCUUAGCCACUUCUCAUCUGACACUUGACUAUAGAAGCGUUAUUAAUAAAGCAAUCUUCAUCUCCACCCUGUCUCUUCAUUUA